AAAUAAAUUAUUAAAAAAUCUGUGGAAAUUACAACAACUACAACGAAACUUCAGUGUUACUUCAUACACCAAUUAGGUCCAAAGUUUAUCCAUAAUGUCAGGUUGUUGCGGUUGUUGUUCGGCUUUGAGGCCGCGCUAUAAACGUCUCGUGGAUAAUAUAUUCCCAGUCAACUCGGAAGAUGGCCUGGUCAAAUCAAAUAUGGAAAAGCUGACAUUCUAUUCGUUGAGUUCACCGGAUAAACUGGAUCGUAUUGGUGAAUAUUUGUAUCAGAAAGCAUCGAAGGAUAUUAAUCGCAAACGUUAUAAGUUUGUGGAAAUUGCCAUGGAAGCCAUGGAUAUCUUAUUGCAGGCCUGUCAUGCCCAAACAACUUUAAAUUUAUUUGUGGAAUCAUUUUUGCGCAUGGUACAGAAAUUGUUGGAGGAUUCAAAUCCAAAUUUACAAAUUUUGGCCACAAAUUCGUUUGUUAAAUUUGCCAACAUUAAUGAGGACACACCCUCCUAUCAUCGUCGUUAUGACUUUUUCAUUUCAAAAUUCUCUUCCAUGUGCUAUGGGAAUAAUGAUAAUAUCGAACUGCGUGACAGUAUACGAUUGGCUGGCAUUAAAGGUUUGCAGGGUGUGAUACGUAAAACGGUCUCCGAUGAUUUGGUUGAGAAUAUUUGGGAAAAACAACAUAUGGAAAAAAUCGUACCAUCGCUGUUAUUUAAUAUGCAGUCUGGCGAUUUGACACCGGUGGAAGAUGCCACUGUGGUUACCCCACCCGUCUUGGCUGAGGAAGUAUUGAGAGAAUUGGUUGGUCGUGCCUCAUUUGGACAUAUACGCAGUGUCCUAAAACCCUUGCUAACCCACUUGGAUCGCCAUGAGCUAUGGGUACCAAACACAUUUGCCAUACACACAUUCCGUAUUGUUAUGAUUUCCAUACAGCCCCAAUAUUCGUAUACUGUUGUCGAAACCCUUAUGCAACAUUUGGAUAAUAAUUUCAAAUCAUCGCCCAAGACACGAACCUCUUUGGCUGUGGUCCUUUCGAAAAUUAUUGCCAUUGCAGCGGGUGAAAGUGUUGGCCCUUCAGCCUUGGAUAUUAUCAAUAAUCUAUUGACCCAUUUGAGAACUAGUGUCAGCACUACAACUGAAAUAACACCCGAAGAAUCACAAUAUCAAGAGGCUCUCAUUAAUGCUUUGGGUGAAUUUGCCAAUCAUCAUCCUGAUUAUCAGAAAAUUGAAAUUAUGCUUUUCAUUAUGAAUACGGUACCGGAUCUCUCGAAGAAAAGCAAAGGCGAUCAAAUGUUACAAAAUAUCCUCUUGAAAUCGCUACUUAAGGUGGGUACACAAUAUAGUACCACCUCAUUUGAAAAAGCAUUCCCGGCAAGUUUCUUACAACCAUUGCUGAAAAUGGCCCGUGCGCCCCAUGAUCCCACAAGGAUUAUUGUAAUGCAAAUAUUCCAAUCCCUAUUGGAUAGGCAUCAAAAUGAAAAGGUGCUAAGUACGGUUAGUAUUAAACCGUAUGCUGCCCUCUCCCAGGAGACACCAUCGCGUUCGGAUAUUAUAUUUACCCACAAAUAUGGGGCAAAUAUUAUGCAGGCCCUCAUUGAUAGUAUGGCAUUGUCGGAGAAAUUGGAUUCGCUGACAUCAAGUUAUAAUACGGCUGCAUUACUUAUUGUGGAAAUGGCUUGUGGGGAAACGGUACAAGAGUUUCUACUAUUUAUAUUGGGUAUACAACAAGUCGCCAACACCUCCGAUGAGUUGAGUAAUAUCCACAAAUGUUGCCUUCAAAUUAUUGCCAUUGCAUUGUUGACCCUAACCGCCCGGGUUACGGGCAUUAAUAAUCUACUCGAAUAUGCGCAAAAAAUCAUUGAAGAUCGUAAACAAGAGGCUACCUAUUUGCUGCCACCUCUAUUGGAUACAAAGAAAUCGAACAAAUCCUAUAAUUUAAAUUUACCCCAUUUGGCCAUUGAUAAAAUGGCUCUGGCUGAAUGUUUACAAAAUGCUGGCAUGGAUUUCAAUCGUUUGCAAACGGGUGUACCGUAUGCCCUCAAUCAAUCCGAUAAUCCAGGUCAUCGUCAUUCAUGGGUCGAGUCGGUCAGCAGCAAUCACAUGACUCAACGUAACAGUUCAGCUGAUUUGACAGCAUAUAAUGCUGAUGCGGAUAGUAUUAGCAGUUCACCGGGUGUAUCGAAGAAGGCCUUAGCUCCUGAAUAUACCGUUGAUGCCAUGAAACGUUAUUUGGCCGAACCACCAGAAUCCGUUAAGAGAGAACAACAGGAAAAACAAAAACAAAUUGUUCGCGCUUUCCGUGAAAGCGAUUUUGAGGAUCUUAUGAAACGUACUGAACCGAAGCACGAUGUCAUCCAAAAUCGUUUGAAUGACCUCUUCAAUUCCCUAUCAAUUGACAACAAGACUCCACAGAAUGCCACUAACCAAAAUGAGAAACCGAUUUAUGAAACCAACUUUCCCGAAUUAUUUUAUUACUAAAAAAAGAACAAAAAA
Messenger RNA from Musca vetustissima, 2482 nucleotides. It is a transcript of the gene stmA, whose product is annotated as protein EFR3 homolog cmp44E. The record is from RefSeq and is a predicted model, not a curated record. Gene Ontology annotation, cellular component: plasma membrane. Gene Ontology annotation, biological process: protein localization to plasma membrane. Lineage: Eukaryota; Metazoa; Arthropoda; Insecta; Diptera; Muscidae. The transcript is spliced from 9 exons. Bases 95 to 2467 code for a protein of 790 amino acids.